Molecule: messenger RNA, 861 nt
Organism: Penicillium arizonense
Lineage: Eukaryota; Fungi; Ascomycota; Eurotiomycetes; Eurotiales; Aspergillaceae
Product: histidinol-phosphatase
Exons: 2
Coding region: 1-861 (286 amino acids)
Biological process (GO): L-histidine biosynthetic process
Cellular component (GO): cytoplasm
Molecular function (GO): histidinol-phosphatase activity
Source: RefSeq, a predicted model, not a curated record
AUGCCCUUUUCCCAUCAUAGCCAUUCAGGCCAAUUCUGCCCAGGCCAUGCCAAGAAUUCGUUGGAAGAAGUCAUCCAGGCGGCGAUUGCAAAGAAAAUGAGAGUAUUCUGCCUUUCUGAGCAUAUGGUCCGCUGUCGACAAGACUUCUAUCCAGAGGAGAUCGUUGCCGGGGGCACAGAAGCUGCCUUGAUCGAGAAUGAAGCCCGCUAUUUCGCCGAGGCGCUGCGGCUGCGCGACCAGUACGCUCAGCAAAUUGAGAUCCUGAUUGGGCUGGAAAUCGACUGGAUCCGACCAGAAUCUUUCAUGCUUAUUGAACGGUCACUCAGCCGAUUCCCGUUCGAGUUCUUCGUCGGGUCUGUACACCACAUGCAUGAAAUCCCCAUCGACUAUGACCGCGAGAUGUAUGUACAAGCCCGGGAGGUGGCCGGUGGAACGGAUGAACGCCUUUUUGCUGAUUACUUUGACGCUCAACUUGACAUGCUGCGCAAGCUGAAACCGCCGGUCGUCGGCCAUUUCGAUUUGAUCCGAUUGAAGAGCGACGACCCGGACCAAAGCUUUACACAGUGGUCGGGCGUGUGGGAAAAGAUUCUACGGAAUCUAGACUUCAUAGUCAACUAUGGAGGUCUAGUAGAGCUGAACUCCGCGGCUCUGCGAAAGGGCAUGGCUGAACCAUACCCCAAAGCCGAAAUUUGCAAGGCGUUUCUCGUCCGAGGGGGCCACUUCUGUCUAUCUGACGACAGUCACGGCGUCGAUCAGGUCGGACUUAACUUUCAUCGCAUCCUGCCGUUCAUCGAUGCCGGGGAUCUCCACGUCCAAUUGACACUCGAUUUCUUCGGACACGAGUCUGCUCUGUCCCAGUAG